This is a messenger RNA of Macrosteles quadrilineatus (aster leafhopper), 690 nucleotides long. RefSeq names its product tripartite motif-containing protein 12A-like. The transcript is spliced from 6 exons. Gene Ontology annotation, molecular function: ubiquitin protein ligase activity; metal ion binding. Bases 199 to 690 code for a protein of 163 amino acids. Gene Ontology annotation, biological process: ubiquitin-dependent protein catabolic process; protein polyubiquitination. NCBI's taxonomy places the organism in Eukaryota, Metazoa, Arthropoda, Insecta, Hemiptera, Cicadellidae. The record is from RefSeq and is a predicted model, not a curated record.
AAACUACUAUUAAUGUUUAAAUGUUGACUAAUUUCUAAAUUCAAAUAAAAAUAAUUUCAGUAGGAUUAGUUUAAAAGUGAUUUAAACUAAUUUAGCAGUUGAUAUAUUUAGGGACUCACUUUAAAUUGUGUGUUGUGUCAUCAUUUAAAAAGAAAACUCUAUUUCGGAUUCAAGCAAAACCUUCAAUAACAGUAAGAUAUGGCAAAACAAGAUAUUACAAAUUUGGAAAAUCUUCUUACGUGCAACAUUUGCAGAAAAAUAUUUGAUGAGCCUACAAUCCUGGGCUGCGGUCACACAUUUUGCUUUUCCUGUUUGACUAAAAGCACAAACUGUCCUGAAUGUGCCCAAAAACUCUGCAGAUGGAGAAAAAGGACCAACAGCAAAAUUGCAAUACAAGUCAAGUGGCAUUUGGGAAACGAAAUUGUAAAAAGUUUGAAAACGGAUCCAAAAGAUAAAGAAAACAUUCUGAAAAUAAUAAAAGUAAAUAUGAAAUGCGCUGUGUGCUGUGCUUAUGUUGUUAAGGCAGUAGCAACACUCUGUGGGCAUGUGUUCUGCAGUUCUUGUCUGGAGACCUGGACAAACUCUCAACACCAAGAUUGUCAUGAGUGCAGUAGCAGCACUCUGUGGGCAUGUGUUCUGCAGUUCUUGUCUGGAGACCUGGACAAACUCUCAACACCAAGAUUGUCAUGA